AGGGCUGCUAGGGUUGUAGUUCUGCGUUGAAUUGCUAGCAUUGUUACUGUGGUCAUCAAACUUGGCUCUCCCCAGCAAGCUGAAAGCUCUGAGGAAAGACACAUCUGAACUUGCUUACCAUUAGGAGGUGGCCAAGUUGGAGAAGCACUUGCUGCUUCUCCGACAGGAGUAUGUCAAGCUGCAGAGGAAAUUGGCAGAGACCGAGAAGAGAUGUACUCUUCUGGCCGCGCAAGCGAACAAGGAGAGCAGCAGUGAGUCCUUCAUCAGCCGCCUGCUGACCAUCGUGGCCGACCUCUACGAGCAGGAGCAGUAUAGUGACCUGAAGAUAAAGGUUGGGGGCAAGCACAUGAAUGCACACAAGUUUGUGCUGGCAGCCCGCAGUGACAGCUGGAGUCUGGCCACCUUGUCUUCCACCGACGAGCUGGACCUGUCAGACGCUGACCCCGAGGUGACGCGGACAAUGCUCCGCUGGAUCUACACGGACGAGCUGGAGUUCCGGGAAGAUGACGUGUUCCUGACCGAGCUGAUGAAGCUGGCUAAUCGGUUCCAGCUACAGCUCCUCAGGGAGAGAUGUGAGAAGAGUGUUAUGUCUCUGGUGAACGUGAGGAACUGUAUUCGUUUCUAUCAGACUGCAGAGGAGCUGAGUGCCAGCACACUGAUGAACUAUUGUGCAGAAAUUAUUGCCAGUCAUUGGGACGAUCUGCGGAAGGAGGACUUCAGCAGCAUGAGUGCCCAGCUGUUGUACAAGAUGAUCAAAUCCAAGACCGAGUACCCGUUACACAAGGCAAUCAAAGUAGAGAGAGAGGACGUGGUCUUCCUCUAUCUCAUUGAGAUGGACUCACAGCUCCCUGGGAAGCUGAAUGAAGUGGAUCAUCACGGAGACCUUGCUUUAGAUCUGGCCCUAUCACGACGACUAGAGAGCAUUGCCACCACGCUGGUUAGCCACAAGGCAGAUGUGGACAUGGUCGACAAGAAUGGCUGGAGCUUGUUACAUAAAGGAAUCCAAAGAGGAGAUCUCUUUGCUGCCACCUUCCUCAUUAAGAAUGGGGCCCUUGUCAAUGCUGCUACGUUGGGUGCCCAGGAGACACCGUUGCACCUUGUGGCCUUGUACAGUGCAAAGAAACACUCGGCAGACGUGAUGUCUGAGAUGGCCCAGAUCGCAGAGGCCCUUCUGCAGGCUGGUGCCAACCCCAACAUGCAAGACAGCAAGGGCAGGACUCCCUUGCACGUGUGCAUCAUGGCCAGGAAUGAGCACGUGUUCAGUCAGCUGCUGCAGUGCAAACGGCUGGAUCUGGAGCUGAAAGACCACGAGGGCAGCACCGCUCUGUGGCUCGCGGUGCAGUACGUCACCGUGUCUCCCGACCACUCGGUGAACCCCUUCGAAGACCUCCCGGUGGUGAAUGGGACGUCAUUUGACGAGAACAGCUUCGCAGCCAGACUCAUCCAGCGAGGGAGCAACACGAACGCGCCGGACGCCGUCACAGGGAAUUGCUUACUACAGCGGGCAGCCGAAGCAGGGAACGAGGCAGCAGCUCUUUUCCUGGCGACCAGUGGUGCCCAGGUCAACCACAGGAACAAGUGGGGAGAGACCCCGUUGCACACAGCCUGUCGGCAUGGCCUGGCCAACCUCACGGCAGAGCUCCUGCAGCAAGGUGCCAACCCAAACCUGCAGACGGAGGAAGCUCCGCCUUUGCCGAAGGAGGCCGCGCCCCCGACCAGCUCCGUGGACAGCGUCUAUCUGCAGACACCCCUGCACAUGGCCAUCGCCUGUAAUCACCCAGAUGUGGUGUCUGUCAUCCUGGAGCAGAAAGCUAAUGCUCUUCAUGCCACCAACAACUUGCAAAUUAUCCCGGACUUCAGCCUCAAGGAUUCCCGAGACCAGACGGUGCUGGGCCUGGCAUUAUGGACCGGCAUGCACACGAUCGCAGCCCAGCUGCUGGGCUCCGGGGCCUGCAUCAACGACACCAUGUCGGACGGGCAGACCUUGCUGCACAUGGCCAUGCAGCGGCAGGACAGCAAGAGCGCGCUUUUCCUCCUGGAGCACCAGGCAGACAUAAACGUCAGGACUCAGGACGGGGAGACAGCCUUACAGCUGGCCAUCAGAAACCAGCUUCCACUCGUGGUGGACGCCAUAUGCACCCGGGGAGCGGACAUGUCCGUGCCAGAUGAGAAGGGGAACCCCCCGCUGUGGCUUGCCUUGGCCGGUAAUCUGGAGGACAUCGCCUCCACCCUGGUCAGACACGGCUGUGAUGCCACGUGCUGGGGCCCGGGGCCCGGUGGGUGUCUGCAGACACUCUUGCACAGGGCCAUUGAUGAAAACAACGAGUCUACCGCCUGCUUCCUUAUUCGCAGCGGCUGCGACGUGAACAGUCCCAGGCAGCCUGGUCCUAAUGGAGAAGGGGAGGAGGAGGCCAGAGAUGGGCAGACCCCCUUGCAUUUGGCAGCCUCCUGGGGGCUGGAAGAAACAGUACAGUGUCUUCUGGAGUUUGGUGCCAGUGUAAACACACAGGAUGCAGAAGGAAGGGCGCCUGUCCACGUGGCCAUCAGCAACCAGCACAGUGUCAUCAUUCAGCUGCUGAUCUCCCACCCUGAUAUCCACCUGAGCGUCCGCGACAGACAGGGGCUGACCCCUUUCGCCUGCGCCAUGACUUACAAGAACAACCGGGCCGCCGAGGCCAUCCUCAAGCGAGAGUCCGGGGCUGCCGAGCAGGUGGAUAACAAGGGCCGGAAUUUUCUUCACGUGGCAGUUCAGAACUCUGACAUCGAGAGUGUCCUGUUCCUGAUCAGUGUCCAGGCUAAUGUGAAUUCCAGAGUCCAGGAUGCCUCCAAGCUGACCCCUUUGCACCUCGCUGUCCAAGCAGGCUCAGAGAUCAUCGUCCGCAACUUGCUUCUUGCAGGGGCCAAAGUGAAUGAGCUGACAAAGCACCGCCAGACCGCCCUCCAUCUCGCCGCCCAGCAGGACCUGCCCACCAUCUGCUCCGUCCUCCUGGAGAAUGCGGUGGACUUCGCUGCUCUGGAUGAGAAUGGGAAUAAUGCGCUUCAUCUUGCCGUCAUGCACGGUCGACUCAACAACAUCCGGGUUCUCCUGACCGAGUGCACCGUGGACGCCGAAGCCUUUAACCUACGAGGCCAGUCGCCACUGCACAUCCUGGGACAGUACGGCCGAGAGAACGCAGCAGCCAUCUUUGAGCUGUUCCUGGAGUGCAUGCCUGAGUACCCUCUGGAUAAAGCAGACGCGGAAGGAAACACGGUGCUGCUCUUGGCCUACAUGAAAGGGAAUGCCAACUUGUGCCGUGCCGUCGUCCGCGCUGGAGCUCGCCUUGGUGUCAACAACAACCAGGGAGUCAACAUUUUCAACUACCAGGUCGCCACCAAGCAGCUGCUGUUCAGACUGCUAGAUAUGCUGUCCAAGGAGCCUCCGUGGUGCGACGGGUCCACCUGUUACGAGUGUGCUGCCAAGUUUGGAGUCACGACUCGCAAACAUCAUUGCCGCCACUGCGGACGCCUCCUUUGCCAUAAAUGCUCGACCAAGGAGAUUCCUAUUAUAAAGUUUGAUCUGAACAAGCCUGUGCGAGUUUGCAACAUUUGCUUUGAUGUACUGACUCUGGGGGGGGUCUCUUAGGGAGCCCCCAGGCCGCACCCUGGUCGCCUCCCCGGCAGCUGCUCUGCUCACCAGCCUGACCCACCCAGAGCAGGGGCUGGCCGUCCCGUCUUCCCGUGGAACAGACUGAACGAUUAAGGACCCCGGUGCAAUUGACCCCAUUUCAAAGAUUCCAUUGGGUUGUCCGUGUGUCUGACUGUGAUCGAGGUCACUGGACGACUCGGUGGACCAGGGCGUGUCGCCUAAGCAGCCCCUGUGACAGGAGAUGGACCCCAUUCUGCUUGCACCGUACAAGGACGCUCGGAAAACCGUUCCCUUCCCCGUAGCUUAGUGUCGUGUCGAGCACCCCUGCGGUCUUCAUGUGCGGGCGGGCGGGCUGGCGGAGCCCCCGGGGGGCCUGGCAUCUGGCCGCUCCGGGAGCGCCGCCUUCGCUCCGGGUGAGUGGGCGUGCACACUGUUUUCGUAAACAUUACAGGAUCCUCUUGCCCAAGGUCUUUUUUUUUUUUUAACCCAAGCUGAUAUUUUUAGUGAGCUGCCCCUUUAAAAAAGGUGAAAUCUUUCGAAACAGGGUUCAAAGAUGAGAGCUGAAAAAUCGUGGCCUUAACAACCGAAAGCUUUACCAGUACUCACGCUCCUGGGUCCAGGGGUGCGGCGUCCCGCUCUCUCGUCUGGCGGUGUCCUGUGUGCAGAGGCCGCGGUCACUCCGCCCCGGGGCCUGCUGGCCGAGAUGCACUUUUCUCGUGCUGCACUUUUUAUAUAGCUGCAUUAUGAGUGAUUCCAAUUUAAAAAUCCACGUCCAGAGAUAGCGUCACGCACCCAUGCGUCAGUGGUUCCGACGAUCAGCUCUGAUGGGACCUCAGCGCACCUGGAGCUGCAGAGCGUCCCUGGGAGCAACAGGGUCACCCAGGCCCGGCGGUGUCGCCUCAGGCCAGCAGGUGCGGGAACCCCCAGUUCCCAGCGGCUUUUCCCCGCCCAGCGGGUGCAAGCCGGUUUGGAAAGCACCCAGAGCUCCCUGGGCCCUGGUCGCUGCUGCGAACGGUAGGCCUGCAGCGCUAAACGCCUCCUUUUAAAGGUUUGGCCAGUUUUUAAACAAUGCACAUUGGAAGGGAGACUUCUGCCACUGUUUUAAAGAAAGAAACUCUGAGACGAACGUGGUUGUUCACGAAUGUUCUCAGAGAUCAACAGUCUCGAUCGUCAUGCUGGUUUUCAGACAUUUAACCACCACUACGUUGUUUCUGCAUUAACGAAGUUUGGGUUUACGUGUAAUGGGACUACAGAUUGUUUUGCAACAGCCUGUUUUUUUUGGUUUGUUUUUGGAUAGUGGUAUGUCAUCUCUGUCGCUGUAGAUUUAUACAUUCUGUUGCUUAAAUGUGUGUGUAAAAUGAGCUGAUAAACCAGAGUGCUACUUUUUAAUAUUUCUGUGACUUAUGAGAUACAUAAGCUUUCUGUGUUAAUAUGAGCUUGUGCACAAUGUAUAAAAGAAAAAAUUAAUUAGAAGAGUUCCCCUGUCCCCUAAAGUCUGUGACACAUUUCCUAUAGAAUUUUUACAGAGGGACAACUAGUCUUGGCAGACGCUUGCCCCCCGGGAGGCCUGUGCUCAGCUUCCGUUUGCUGGUGCCUGGACGGGGCCACGAGGAAGUAGGGCUUCGUGAGGUGGUGACUCGGCUCUGGAGUUGGAAAGGAAGACGAUGGGCUUCAGAUGUGAAUCAAGGCAGCUGGUACUUUUAUACUCUUUUCACGUUCGUGGUGGAGAGCGGAGCUUGGGAAGUCCAUCAGGGAUGAGACCGAUUGUCCUGCCCCUGCCCCGCCAUUACCAAUUGUAGUAACAGUCUUGCCUCUAAUUGCACUUAAAAUCUUAAAGUCCUGUUGAAAAUACGUCGAGUCCAGCUUCUGUUUCUUCAGAGUCCACAGAUGGCUGUGGUACCGAGCAGCCACGGAGCGGGGGAGCAUUCUGUGAGCUCUGCGCUGGCUUCAGGGUGCGUCCUUGUACACGUAGACAGGACACCUUCCCGCAGCCUCGGGGGUUCCGCGGGACCACGCGGGUGCUCGCCGGGCCGCACGCAGCACAUUCCGUGGCGGCUGCCCGUGGGGCUCCCCCGUCACUGCCCUCGCUGGCACGUGACACGCUAUCGAACUGCAGGGCUGUUCUCCGGACAGUUUAAUCCAUAGCUUAAAUACUAGUAGCAAAAUCUCACUUUCAUUCAUUCAGAAAGUUGCCAGUUGUGAAUGAGUACAGCAGGAAGAAUAAACUUUCUGAAACACAGCGUGUGCGUCCGUGGACGUUGUUACGCGGAGUUAGCGCAUCACCAGGCCUGCGGGACUGCCCCCGCCAGCGGUCUCCUCCACGCGCUGCGUGUGCGCCCAGGGGCUCCCCUAACUUGCUUCGAUCCUCUAAUUUGGGAGUUUCCCGCCCAACUUAAGUGCCUACACUUAGGACUCUUCAGUUCUCAGUGAUUUGUAGUGGUGUCUGGCCAAACGAUGUAUCAGAGCGUGUGUUGCGUUUGGAGUUUGCUGCCUGCGUGCUGUCUGCCCCAGUUCGCAGUUUGGUCGAGGCUGGACCAGACCGCUCCGUUCGCCUGCCGUACUCUCUCCAGCAGUGGGGUCCCCGUGACUGCUAGCCCUCGACCUCAGCCCCAGGUCACUUCCGGCCGUCCCUGCGUGGAGCCCGGCGUGCCGGCCGGUUCGCCACCGCUCUGCACACGCGCCCCUACCUGUUGCGCUGGACGAUACUGCGCUGCUCUUGUCCUAGCUGUGAAGUGGAGGGAAAGCCUCGGGAGGGGCUGUGUGACGCUUAGACCUGAAAGGCACACCGAGCCCCCAGGUGACAGGUGUCACUGUGCGGGUGUGACGCUGUCACGACAGGGGCACCGAAGGAGCUCCUGACAAGUCUUCUCCCAGGACUGGGACUGCUGCCCUCAGGAUGAGCCCUGGGAGAAGUGGGCACGGGCCCCCUCAUCAGAGGCGCCCCUGGCCGCGGAGAGGAGGGGCGUGGAAGCCACAUUGUCAUUGUAAUUUAAUAAAGUGAUUCUUGAAGAGCCGAUUGCUCGAUGAGAUAGAAACUAAACACUUAAUAAAUUCUCCGGAGUUGUCGAUGCCUUAAAGACUUCUCUGUAAGAUCACUGCCUGUGCGCUUCCUUCUGUGGCAUAGAUCACAUGCUCACCUGUCGCACACAACGGACAACGUGGCUUUUCCCUAGUGAGGGAGUCUUGAGUUGGCAGGCCGCUCGACUUGGUGACUCGUCCUUUCGUGGCAGGUGCGUGGCUGUUACCAUGACACGUGUGUGACACCGGGAUCGGGGGGAAGGAUGGUAGCGGGGCGGGAACUGGAGGCGCGCCUUUGGGUGGGUCACGGGGGCUUCCAAGCCGUCCAGGGUGGCGCUCAGUGCGGGAAGAUGGCACUGUGCAUAGGACCAGGAUGCUCUGACCGGCCUUGUUUCGUUGGAGUUCAUGUAAUGGAAUGUAUUUUUCAAAUAUUGAUAUUUGCAUUUUCUGUAACAAUUCCUUACAAUAAAAUAAGGUAAAAUUGUGCAUUUAAA
Messenger RNA from Ailuropoda melanoleuca (giant panda), 7137 nucleotides. It is a transcript of the gene ANKFY1, whose product is annotated as ankyrin repeat and FYVE domain containing 1. The record is from RefSeq and is a predicted model, not a curated record. The coding region runs from base 347 to 3622 and encodes 1091 amino acids. Lineage: Eukaryota; Metazoa; Chordata; Mammalia; Carnivora; Ursidae. Gene Ontology annotation, molecular function: protein binding; metal ion binding. The transcript has 25 exons.